AUGGAGGAAAGUUAUGACAACAAACAUGUUGAGCUUAAUGUCCACAGUGACCUUGGAACAAGUGAAAUGAUGGAGGGCUCGAUAGCAACUCAACUUCAAUCUCAACCUCUAGUGGUAAUGACGCCACCUCUCAAGUUAGAGUCGGAGUCUGAUAGCAGCCAAGAUUAUUAUAAGGUCCCAAAUCUUCUACAACGCAUUCUUAGUCUUUUGAAAAAUAUCCAUCCUGGAGCCGAUCUCACCCACUUUCCGCAUAGAAGGCACGCAGCGACGAUGCACUGUCAAGUGUUGAGCAGCCACGAGAAAGUGCCUCCAACCUUUAACAUCCCAAAGUCAAUGCUUCAAUGCUAUGGCGAGUCGGUAUAUUGUACAGGGAAAGACUUGCUGAGUGAGUGUGCCAAGGGGAAAAGCCCAAUGGAAAGGUUUAUAGGAGUGGUAGCGUGGAGCAUCUCCACCACCCGUCCUCUCAUGUUUGGUGUUUCCCCUUACAAUCCAAUUCUUGGAGAGACUCACCAUGUUUCGAGGGGCUCUCUCAAUGUCCUCCUCGAACAGGGGCAUCAGUUGAAGCUGGGUUUCUGCCGGUGCCGGGGGUUCACUGGGUGGGCUCCAUUCAUUGCCCAGAAACCUCCCUUGCAGCUGACUUGUGUUUUGGAGGGGGUUCUUCUUUUAUUCGUCAUAACCAUAGGUCCAUCAAAGGCAAAAUCUUUUCAAUUACGUCCUCCCCCUCUCCCAACCAGAGCAUAUUUCAAAACUGUGACAAUUAAGGAUGUGAACAAUGGAAAAGAAACGGUGAUUUAUGAUGCCAAGGAAGUGCUUUCAGGUCUGAAAACUCCGGUGCUCAAAGAGUCUGAGAAGGUCUGGACAAGUGAAUCAGCGGCAGUGUGGCAGAGGGAAGCAAAGACAGCGGUUGAGGAAAGGGAGAGAGAGCUAGUAAGAGCCAGAAAGACAAAGGGGGAAACAUGGGUGCCUAAGCAUUUUACACUCUCUUCCACCAAGGAAGCGGGGUUGGAAUGGGAUUGCGUCCCGAACCAGCAGUGGGUCCCACCUGCUCCCAUUUUUGUCCCUAUUUAA
Thlaspi arvense is the source of this 1068-nucleotide messenger RNA. The record is from the annotation of a GenBank genome assembly. Lineage: Eukaryota; Viridiplantae; Streptophyta; Magnoliopsida; Brassicales; Brassicaceae.